AAAUUGAUAAUAUUCUACGUUAAUUCAUUUACUUUGAUUAUCGCAAGAUUCAUUAGUGCCUGUAUAGUUAUAUGUUACGUUGUUAUACGUAUAUAGACUAAUUAAUAAACAAGUGCUAAUAUUAUUCAUGAAGUUAUUAUGUAAUUGUUGCCGAAAAACUUGCACUAGUGUUUAAAACUAUACGAAAAGGAUUGCAGCUACUUAAAAUAUGGCUUUUCGUUAUAUUAUUAGAAGUGUAGGCUUAAAAUCAAAUUUAAUAACUAAUCACUAUCGAUAUAUCUCCUGUUGGUCAUGUGGUACUAAUAUAAAUAAUUUAAUAGCGAAUUUGUUUUGUUCAAAAUGCAAUGCGUUACAACAACCUGUUAAAAAUGAAAGCUACUUCAAGAUCAUGGGGUUAAACGAGUCAUACGAUUUAGAUGAAAUUGAACUUGCGAAAAAAUUUAAGGAACUUCAGAAAUAUCUUCAUCCUGACAAAUUUGCUAACAAACCAGAGCAAGAACAAGAGAUAUCGGAAAAAUAUUCAUCAUUAGUGAACGAAGCAUAUAAAACUUUAUUGGAGCCAUUAGCUAGAGGUAUUUACAUGUUGAAACUAAGAGGUAAAGAAAUACCAGAAAAUACAGAAGUUGACCAAGAAUUUCUUAUGAUGAUUAUGGAGAAAAAUGAAGAAGUAGAAAGUGCAGACUCGGAGGAAGAAAUUAUGAAAUUAAACAAAGAGAAUAAAACAAUAAUGAAAGAUUUACAGAAAAAAUUGUCUAAAGCAUUUUUUGACGGUGAUUUAAAUAGAGUUGCAAAGUUAUUGAGUCAAAUGAAGUAUUAUACUAGUAUUGAUAACCAAAUACAAAAUUUAAUUCGUAAUAAAGGCAUUAUCAGAUAA
Papilio machaon (common yellow swallowtail) is the source of this 874-nucleotide messenger RNA. It is a transcript of the gene Hsc20, whose product is annotated as iron-sulfur cluster co-chaperone protein HscB. Gene Ontology annotation, biological process: [2Fe-2S] cluster assembly; protein complex oligomerization. Gene Ontology annotation, molecular function: ATPase activator activity; protein-folding chaperone binding. Gene Ontology annotation, cellular component: mitochondrion. Lineage: Eukaryota; Metazoa; Arthropoda; Insecta; Lepidoptera; Papilionidae. Bases 209 to 874 code for a protein of 221 amino acids. The record is from RefSeq and is a predicted model, not a curated record. The transcript is spliced from 3 exons.